Closterium sp. Naga37s-1 is the source of this 1299-nucleotide messenger RNA. The record is from the annotation of a GenBank genome assembly. NCBI's taxonomy places the organism in Eukaryota, Viridiplantae, Streptophyta, Zygnematophyceae, Desmidiales, Closteriaceae.
AUGAGGCCGGCAGUGGCGCCUGUGGUGUGGGCAGAAGCAGUGCAGGUGUUUCGGGCGGCAGGGAUGCUAUUACUGCGGGCUGCAGUGGUGUUGCUGGUGUGGCCGCCAGAACUGCCAUUGGCGUGGGGUACAGUGGUGUGGGGUACAGUGGUGUGGGGUACAGUGGCGUGGGGUACAGUGGCGUGGGGUACAGUGGCGUGGGGUACAGUGGCGUGGGGUACAGUGGCGUGGGGUACAGUGGCGUGGGGUACAGUGGCGUGGGGUACAGUGGCGUGGGGUACAGUGGCGUGGGGUACAGUGGCGUGGGGUACAGUGGCGUGGGGUACAGUGGCGCGCGCGUUAGUGGCGGUGGCACUGGCAGCAAUGGUGCUGGUAUUACGGACAGCAGUGCCUCUAGUGGCGCGAGUGGCAGUGGUGCCACUGUACCCCACGCCACUGCAGUGGGUCGCAGUGAUUUGGGAGGAGAAUGCAGCAGUGCUGCCGGUGGUGUGGGUUUGGGCUGUAGCACAGGACCUCCACACCCUAUCCAAGCCCUUUUCAUGUCAUCUCCGUUGCCUUCCCUUCUCCCUGCCAACCCUCUCACUCCUCCCUGCCAACCCUCUCACUCCUCCCUGCCAACCCUCUCACUCCUCCCUGCCAACCCUCUCACUCCUCCCUGCCAACCCUCUCACUCCUCCCUGCCAACCCUCUCACUCCUCCCUGCCAACCCUCUCACUCCUCCCUGCCAACCCUCUCACUCCUCCCUGCCAACCCUCUCACUCCUCCCUGCCAACCCUCUCACUCCUCCCUGCCAACCCUCUCACUCCCCCCUGCCAACCCUCUCUCUCCUCUCUGCCCUUCGCCUAUUUUUUGCCAAAGUCUGGAACCUCUCUGCUAACCUUCCCCCCUCUUGCUGCCAAUCCUCCCCAGUCUCUUUUGCCUACCUUCCCCCCUCUUUUUGCCAACCUUCCCCUCUGCCAUCCUUCCCCCCUCUCUGUGCCAACCUUCCCCCCUCUCUGUGCCAACCUUCCCCCAUCUCUGUGCCAACCUUUCCCCCUCUCUCUGACAACCUUUCCCCUUCUCACUGCCAUCCUCUCCCCCAAACCUUUUGCCAGCCCCCCCCCCUUUCUCUGCCAACCCUCUCUCCCAUUCUCUGCCAUUCUCUCCCUUUCUCUGCCAACUAUAACCCCCCUCCCUGCCAACCUUCCUCUCCUCUCUCCCAACUCCCCUUCGUCCCCAACAGUCCGUCCAUUCACCCGCUCUUUUUGCCAACAUUCUCCCCCUCUCUGCCAACAUUUCCCCCUUCUUUUCCAACUUUAA